Messenger RNA from Paramuricea clavata, 782 nucleotides. The record is from the annotation of a GenBank genome assembly. NCBI's taxonomy places the organism in Eukaryota, Metazoa, Cnidaria, Anthozoa, Malacalcyonacea, Plexauridae.
AUGACAGAUAUUCCCGGAUGUGGAGGUGGAGGUUGGACACUAGUCUUGAAAGUGAAUGGAAAUAUGGUAAGAUAGAGAUCGAGGGUACGUUAGUGCAUGUUAAACUUCAAUUAACCAAAUAAUGAACCACACAAUCAAUUCAUCAAUUAAGCAGCCAAACAAUCAGAGGAAGUUUUUCUUUCAAUUUUCUAACUAAAACUAUGUCUUAAAUAAUCAUUGUCUACUAAAGCAUCGGGCACCAGUCAAUUAAUUUCUCUUCCCUAAAUUAUUGUGUUCUUUCUAAUUUAGCCCACAUUUGACUACAAUUCACCUUUGUGGACGAACAAGGAAAGUUAUGCAGUUGAAGAUGGACUUGAAGGACUAACAGAAAAAGAAAGUAAACUGGCCUCUUAUUGGAACACUCCUUUCAAGAAAAUAUGUCUUGGUAUGACCGUUAAUGGUGACAGAAAAUGGAUGAUGUUAGAUUACGAAGCAAGUUCGCUGUACAGUAUGAUCGCAGAUGGACAAUACCGUAGCACAUCCGCUGGAAAAAACACCUGGAUGUCUGUGAUCGCAGGCUCUUCCUUGCAGUCCAAUUGCAACCAUGAAGGUUUCAAUAUCCAAUUGCCAUAUAUCAAUGCUCGCCUUGGUUUUGUUGCCAACAACGAAAAUGGUUGUGGGUCCUGUGACUCUUGGAUAGGUUUUGGUAUUAUAUACUCCUUUGCUUGUGGUACAUUCUAUCAGGCGUGCGGUAAUCGUGCAGUAUGUGCAGUAGAUCGUGUUGUAAACAUCCCAGCAUUUGG